AGAAAAGCCUUCACAUAGUUUUUGGGCUUGGCCUUGUAAAACCAUAUUGUAGAAGAAAUGGGAGUGUCUUUCCAUGGCCCGUCAAGAAUACCGUCAUGCUUUUUUGUACUCAUAAUGUUGUGUUUUUUCAAUGGACAGCUUGAAGUCUAUUGCAAGUCCACUAUAGAGCCAUGUGAUGGCUCAGAUACCUGCAAUGCGAUGGUGGGAUACAACCUGCACACUGACCUAAAAAUAUCAGAAGUAGCAUCAAGGUUCAAAGUAGACCCUGUUGCCCCUCUAGGUGUUAAUGGUAUUGAUGUAUCUUAUCCGGAUGUAGAGAACCAGAUACUUCCUACAAAGUACUUUCUUAGGGUGCCUGUCACCUGCAACUGUGUGAAUGGCCUAAGGCAAUGCAGCUCCGUUACCUACAAGGUCAGGGCAUCUGAUACACUUUACAACAUUGCAAACAGUGUGUUUGGAGGGUUGGUUACUGCUGAGCAAGUGAGAGUGGUUAAUUGUAUAAGUGAUCCUAACCUUAUUGACAUGGGGCAGUCGCUGACCAUUCCAUUGCCCUGCAGUUGCUUCAAUGGGACCGACAAUGGAUUGCCUACUAUUUACUUGUCUUAUGUUGUGCAGCCUGAGGAUACGCUUGCUGGGUUAGGGGUUAAGUAUGGGACCACUAUUAUAGAUCUGAUGACUGUUAAUGCAUUAGGGGCAGCUGCUAUCAAGGCUGGGGAUAUCAUCGUUGUUCCUCUUGGAGCAUUACCAGCGCUGAAAGAACUUCCAGCAUCAAUUGGAAAACUUGGGCUGCUGGAAUUUUUAGACAUUUCACUAUGUGAGGACUUGAAAGAACUUCCACAGGAGAUAGGUCAACUCAAGCAAUUGAAAUACUUUGACAUGAGAGAGUGUUCUCGUUUGAGGAGGCUGCCCAAAAGUGUUUGUGAACUAAGCUCUCUGAAACAUGUCAUCUGUGAUGAGAAGAUUAGGCACCUGUGGUUGCAAGUUAAGGCUUCUUUUGUCCCUGAUCUUAGAGUUGAAAUCGUGGAACCACAAUUUACUUUGGAUUGGCUUGAUGAUUGA
Messenger RNA from Cryptomeria japonica (Japanese cedar), 1059 nucleotides. RefSeq names its product lysM domain-containing GPI-anchored protein 1. Bases 58 to 1059 code for a protein of 333 amino acids. NCBI's taxonomy places the organism in Eukaryota, Viridiplantae, Streptophyta, Pinopsida, Cupressales, Cupressaceae. The transcript has 2 exons. The record is from RefSeq and is a predicted model, not a curated record.